UGCGAGCUAAAAAAUAUUUAUCAUGCCAUAUCAACAAACUCAACAACAAAUGCCAUCCAUUAUAUGUGAUGGUCAUCAUUAAAGCGAGAGAGAGAGAUGUAAGUGUUGUCCAAGAUCCAGUGACUUCAAGUUUGUUCUGGAAUGGUGCUGAAGCACUUGAGCUGUAUUAUACAGAAACAUAGUUUAAGCUGGAAUACUGUGCCGCAUGUAUGAAGAUGAUUUAACAUGUGCUAUUACUAGUUAUGUGUUAACACUUGAAAAUAGCUCACAAUAAGUGUCAAGUUAAAAAAAAAACUUGUUGAACUACCAAAAUAUUAGAAACUGUGGGGAAAUAUUUUGGCUUAAAUACUGUAAUUGGAAUCCGUUUAAAGCAAAAUGAUAGCUAGUAAUGAGUGUUGAAAAGAAAACUGCUUUAGGUACGGUUGCGAGUAGUGAUGUUAAUAUCGGUUUUUAUUAACGCCUACGCCAUUGUAUUGUUUAGUUAACAUGUCAAGUACAUUAAUGAAAACUAUUUGGAAAAACACACAAAUUAUUUAAGUGAUCAGGGACUGGUGGGGAUAAACAUGGCUCGUACUGUAUUCUGUAUAUUUGUAUUUUCUUGUUAAGUUAAUUGCCAGAUAUCUAUGAAAAUACUGAUUAAUUUAGAAGUGCUGAUUAUAAACUUCAAAAUGGAACUAUGAGGCAGACAUUUCUGCUAUGCAGAAUUAUCUGAAGAAUUCAAUGUGAACUUUUUUUGGUAGAUUUUGUGUAUCCAAGAUAAUGAAUAUCUGCAUGUCAGUGUGAGUUGCUUUUGCAACUGUAAUAAUGCAAGUGUAUGUGUCUUAGUGUUCAGAUAAUAUUGUGAUAAUAAGCAACAGUGAUUAUGAUUAUGAGCUAGGAAACAUACAAAAAAUGCUGAUGCAUCAGGUUUAAAAUGAAAGAAAAUAGUUAAUGGCUAUAGGCUGCAUAGAUUUCCCAACUUAGUGAAAUGACAGUAGUAUUAAAUCUAGAAACUUAGAUAAAUUUUAUAAUAAUGGUAAGCUGUUGAAUAGAAAUUUUUAUUUAAAACAUGUAGUGUUAAUUAUUUAUAUUAAUAUAUACAUUAAUUUAAUAAACAAAAAACACAAUAUAAAUGAAGGAUGAAACCAGGUUAGGAAAAGAAUGGUUACUCUCCAGAGGAUAACUGGAAAUAAUUUAUCCAAAUUAGUGACAAGUGAGACAUUAAGAAAGAUGGAAAGUGCAACCCAGAACAAAUUUAGGCAUUAUUAAGUUACACAAUAUAGUAAUGAUAUUUCAGCCUAAACUUGUAACUAUUGACUGUGUAGGUUGGAUAGGAAGCACAAAGUUGAACUUUUUAAAAUAUAAUACUGUAAUUAACUUUUUAAUACAAUACAUAGAUAAAGGCUAAACCAUUUGCAUUCAAUAAAUUUAUUUUAUCAAUUUUUGGAAAAGUAAUACUAAAAUUGCAUCAAUUAUGGAAGGUAUAAAAUGUAUCACUGAACAGUGUGCUGAUGAAAAAGAUAUUUCCAGUGAAGCAGUGAAGAGUAGUGGUGAAACAGAGUUCGCUACAGAAGUACCAGCAGCAUGCAGUGCAGAAUCCCAAAUCACUGGCAAAGUGGCAGAUUGCAGCAACAAAAAAACUAAUCCUGAUGAACUAAACAGGGUUGAGAAUGAUGCUGCAGAAGAAACUGGUGCUUCUGAAAUCAAAUUUAAUGAAGUAACGCACAGCUUUAAUUUAACUGAAGAUAAUGAUUGUAAACAAAUUGUUGAUGUGACAAAAGUUGAUUUAGAAAUAAAGGAAAGUCUAGAUGGAAUCAUAAAUGGAAAAAAAUCCAAGAUUCCUGAAACAGGAGGGGCUUUAACAACUGAAACAAUAUGUGUCGAUGCUAGAUGUGGUGAAGUUAAAAGCUGCUUGGAAGUGGGGGAGAUAGUAAGCAAUGAAUCUUCUGAUCUAAAUGAAAGUUUAAUGACAUCUUCCUGUAAAACGUUGAAAAAUGAUAGGGCUGCUUGCAAUAUAAGUGUGGAAGUAGAUGUACCAGAAAUGGAGGUUUCUGGUAUAAAUGACAAGCCUCUAGAUAUAAAACACUUGGAUUCUCACAUGACUGAACCAGCAAAAAGGCAGGCAAGUCCAAAACUCAAGGAAUCAAAAGAAGAAAAGAGUGAAGAAAGUGUAGAAAGGGAUUCAAGAAGAAACCGAAAGUUUUCAAUAAAUGAAAUGACAGAUAUUAAACGGAAAGAGUCUAGCAAAACAAGCACAAGUCGGUCAAAAAGUUUGGAAACCUUAAAUGAUACUAAAAUUAGUCAUGACACUGGGAAAGUAGAUGAAGAACACGACUUGGGAAAAAAUUUGAAAAUACACAAACAAGAAAGAAGACGUUGUACCUCGCAUUCCUCGAAAGAAACUGAAUUAGAAAGUGACAAUUCCUCUAGAAAAUUAUUAAAAAAAGGUAGAGAACAUUCACAGAAAUUCAGUGACAGUGUGCGAUUGAUACGUGAGCAGAGAUACUCUAGAGACAGUGACAGAAAUAACUUUGAUUUCCAAAAGCAUCACAGGAGAAUUGAUGGUUAUGCUUCAAAUUUCCCAAGUUGUUCUAGCUAUUAUGACGAGACUGACAGUUAUUCAAGAGGCCAUGAAGCUGCAAGUGAGAGAUUAUAUAAGAGGCAGAGGAGUCACUCAGGAAGAUCAAAUAUUAGAGAGGACAUCAGUCACAGACAUGAGAGAAGAGAAAGUUUUGAGUGGAAUGAAAGUGAGAGCAAUUCUUCUGGGAGAUUUGAAGAAAGGGAUAGUGACUCCUCCUAUAAAUAUUAUGGGAAAGUAUUGCUGAAAGAUGAUGAAAAAAGCUAUAGUUACUACAGAGAUCAUGAAAGGGAAAAUUAUUUGGAUAGGGUUAUUUCAGAUCAACGGAAGUUCGCCAAUACGUGUGUUUCGUUCUCGAGUGAUUCCUUGUGUCAAAGGACUAAUAGAAUUCAGAUGAAUAACACUUAUUUAGACUCGGAAAAUUGGAACAUUCAAGAUUCUGAGAGAGUAGAACUACCACAGUGUAGCAGUGAAGGAAGAGGCAUUGACUAUAAGCGAUCAUAUACUCCUGAUUACGAUUCACAUGAAGAUGGGUUUGCGAAGUACAGUAGUUCAAAGAAAAGAUUGCGACAUUCAGGACACAAUCACAAGUUGAGAAAAUCAAGUAGGCAGUAUGAUUCUGAGGAGGCAAGCAGAAGCAGACAUGACGCAUCAUAUUCCAAGUCUCAUUCUGCAAGUAGUAGAAGUGGUCAUGCAAGAAAAAUUGAACAGGGGAGUGAUCCCACAGCUAUUUACAACUGCAGCAAUAAGGAGAUUAGAGAGCAGUGCAAGAAGGUAAAGGAUCGAGCUGUUCGUCGUGCUCUUCUCUCUCUACAUGAAGCUCAUUACCGAGAGUGUAUACUGUAUCUCCGACAACCAGAUGCCCAUCCAGACUAUAGCAAAGAAUAUAGAAUAUUUUCUCAACUGAAAGUUAAUGAUAUCCUUGAUUUAGGAGGAGAUCCAUGUGCUUUUGACUAUCAUUUUGAGUGGAAAAGGUACUGGCCAUAUCGGAUGAAUGAACUUCUCAAAGAAAGUUGGGAAAUUAAGAAGAAUAAGUGCUUACAAAUUUUAUUCCAAAAGAAUAGUCAAACCAGUUCUGAAUCAUCUACAGAUUUGUCGUCAUAUACAUCAUCAUCAUCAUCUUCACCGCCACCAUCAUCAGAUGAUGACUAUGAUUCAGCUAAUCAUAUUACAGAAGAUACAUCACGUAAAAACUUUAAAAAGAAAAUAUCAAGAUAUUCAAAAGCUAAAAAUACAUCAGUGGCAGACAAUGAGAGGAAGUGUGAAGAUUUGAAACCUGUUCAAGAAUUUGAAGAAGAUAUUGGAGAUUUAACUUUGGAGUUGAAUCUUAAAAGAUUUCGAAGAAGUGAAGACAGUAGAGAGACUACGAAAGAAGGUAAUUCUUCUGUCACAUGUGGCCUAGAAAACCAAACAUCUUGUUCUAAAAAUUUAUAUGGUCAGAGUAUCCAGGAACCUGUAUCUGUCCAGAUUCUUGGUGUACUGAAACUGUUAAAUUAUAUGAAAGAAAGAUUUGGUGAAUUAGAGAGACCUCUUACUACACUUUAUCUAAAAGCAGUUACCCUGAAAGAGAAUAAAUUAGACUUAAAUCAAAUUCUUGAGGUGAGAGAGAAUGUUUCCUUGUUUAGAAAGUUGGGCAACAAGCUUGAACAAAUAUUAGCAGAUGCUAAUCUCAGUUCUACCCAAAAGGUUAUCUUUCAGGAGAUUUAUGAUCGUUUCAGCCGCAUGUUGCUUAAUGUAAAAAGUAGUUCUCCAUGUAUGGGGUUAGAUAUGUCUAGAAUAGCAGAGCUCACCAUAGGCCAAGAUGUGAGCAAGUCUCUCACCCUCAUAAAGAAUGCUCUUAUUGAUCAUGGAUAUCCAGAUGUUCCAAAAGAAAAACUAGUGAGUAUUUAUUUGCAUGCAAAAAAUAUUCUUGAAAAGGGUGAAUACAGUGGGUCAAAAUCUGAAAAACUACUUUUGCCAGAGAAUGAUACUUGUGGUGAUUUUACUCUCAAUAAAGGUAAGUCAAGUGUAACUUGUAUAGAGCCAUCACAGUUAUACCAGUCAGAGCAUCAGCAGCAAAGUCUAGUUGUCCCUGUAUCACUUCAAAGAUUUUUGCCAUCUUUAAAUCCAGACAGUGUCAAAAACUCUGAAGCACAAACUCAAAAGCCAAUGUUGCUACUAACACCCCCACCAUCUAGUAGUGGAAAGAACACAUUUCCAGAAUUGUCGAAAGAUGCUGCAAUCGGAGAAAAACCUCCACCAAUUGAACUUGGAAAUGAGCCAUCAGUAAAGAAGGACCAGCCCUUGGAACUGGAACAAUUAUCUCCAACAAUAUGCUUGGCUAUACCAACUUCAAGACAAUUGUCAGCAAAACCACAUAAUCAUGCAGCCUUAAAAAUUGCUUCAAUUUCCGAUUGUACUUCUAAUGAAUCGGAUUCAAAGUCAAGUCAAAGUAUAAUAAAGGAUUGUCUCUCAUCAUUCUCACCGCCAAGUAAAGAUAAAAAUCCUGUUUCACUAGAAGAUUAUAUUAAUGUAGAUUUUAAAUGUCCAGACUAUCUUUUACCUAAAGAGCCUGAUACAAAAUUGAGCGAGUGUCAUACUGAUUCUGGGUUAUCAGGCGAGUUAGAUAAAAUAGCAAAUACAGAAAAUAUGCCUAAUAAAAAACCAGCAUUAUUACCCAAGAACCCUAUUAGAAUUCAAAUACCCAAGAAGCCUAUUAGAAUUAAAAUUCCACAAUUAUCUAAGCAAAAGAGUUUUUCAUCAUCCUUCAGUCCCAUAAAUGACGACCAAGAACUCUUGUAGUGUGCACUGUUCUCUGAUUAUUAGCAGGUAAAGUACUAGGCCAGAUGAAAAUUACAGUAUAAUAAUAGUUAAAUCAUAUAUUCAAAUGCAGUAAAUCAUAAAAUUAAGGGAAUUUGGGGUUUUAAAGUUAUGGCUUUAUUCUGUAGUAAAGCAUGUGUAUUGAGUACAUUGUUGGCAUACUUGAUAAAUAUUGAUUUCACUAAAGUGAUCCAAUAGAAAUUAACUUUGUGUGAUCAACUUGUAUCAAAAGGUGAUCAAUAAAAUACUGUAUGUGCAUUAAGUAUGCCACAUGGGCUGCCACUGUAAAUCAUUUUGUUGACUACAAGAAUGUAAAGUUCAGUACUGUAUAUGCACAUGAAUUUAUGUAAGGGAAACAAUAAUGUUGAGAUGCAGUACCAUAAUCAAUAUAUUUUGGAAAGUGGUAUUUGCUAUUAAAAUUGGGACUGUUGCAAAAUAUAAUAGAGUAGUGUAUAUAUUACAAUAGCAUAUUCUUGUUAUUUUUACCCUUGAUAUUUAUUUCCUGUUAUCAACACUGUACUGUACUUGAUGCAUUAUAACUCGUAGGGUAUGCAAAUAAAAUGUAGGCGAGAUGA
Messenger RNA from Procambarus clarkii (red swamp crayfish), 5931 nucleotides. RefSeq names its product uro-adherence factor A. The record is from RefSeq and is a predicted model, not a curated record. Lineage: Eukaryota; Metazoa; Arthropoda; Malacostraca; Decapoda; Cambaridae.